AUGGCGUCUUUUCGGAAUCGGCAGUGGGGUUUUCGUACGCUCACCAAGGCCCCGCGGGCGAAGGUCGGGAAUCAACGGGCGCGGCGGCGGAUGCGUGUCGAGGGGCUCGAAGACCGGCGGAUGAUGGCCGUCGUCGUCAACGAGAUCCAUUACAACUCGGCCGACAACACGAGCCUGGAGGAGUUCGUUGAGCUCCACAACACGGCGGCGACACCGGUCGACCUGUCGGGCUGGCGCUUCAGUGACGGGGUCGAGUACACGUUCGCCCCUGGGCAGACGAUUCCCGCCGGCGGUUACGUCGUGAUCGCGGAGGACCCAGCCGGUUUGUACAAGGCGUUCGGCGUCACAGCGAUCGGGCAGUUUUCGGGCGGGCUGAACAAUGACGGCGAACGCAUCGCCCUCUCCGAUGCUCAGGGCGACCUCGUCGAUGAGGUCGAGUACGGCGCGACGUUCCCCUGGCCGAUCGCUGCGGACGGCGGCGGCGGCUCGAUGGAACUGAUCAACCCGCUGCUGGACAACAACCUCGGCAGCAACUGGCGGCCAUCUUACCUCGUGCCGCUCUUCGGUGAGACGAAUGAGCAAGAGCCCGCCAGCGCCGGUGCGCUUAACGACCUCGUGCACCGCUGGAGUUUCUCAGGGAACCUCGACGACAGUGUCGGCAACGCCGACGGCGCACUCGUUGACCCGCAAGGCCUUGCGUCCUUCGGUAGCGGCGUGCUCGACGUCAGCGCCAACAGCGGGCAAGGGUCCAAUCAAUUCCCGUUUAACUCGGGCGCCUACGUCGACCUGCCGAACGGCAUUGUUUCAGACCUGGGCAAUGACGCCACCUUCGAGUGGUGGGGGACGAUCACCCGCAAUCGGACCUGGGCGGAAAUCUUCUCUUUCGGCACGAGCGACGCCGGUGAGGACCGUUCGCCCAGCGCCAGCAACCAAGAUUACAUCACGCUGAUCCCGCAAUCGGGGAACGGCACGCUGCGGGUCACCCACCGCUUUGGCGCGUCGGGGUCAGAGAGCUCGGCGGACUGGAGCGAGGCGCCGGAGCUGAACGUCGAGCACCACUUCGCCGUCACGUGGAACAGCGAGACCGAGUUGCAAACGUUGUACGUCAACGGCCAGCCGAUCGCGAGCAGUCCGACCCUCAUCGACCUAGCGGACAUCAACGACAACAACAACUGGCUCGGUCGCUCGCAGUGGAACGACCCGCUCUUCGAUGGCUACCACAACGA
Messenger RNA from Symbiodinium sp. CCMP2456, 1226 nucleotides. The record is from the annotation of a GenBank genome assembly. Lineage: Eukaryota; Dinophyceae; Suessiales; Symbiodiniaceae.